This is a messenger RNA of Neurospora hispaniola, 815 nucleotides long. RefSeq lists its product as uncharacterized. The record is from RefSeq and is a predicted model, not a curated record. The transcript is spliced from 2 exons. Lineage: Eukaryota; Fungi; Ascomycota; Sordariomycetes; Sordariales; Sordariaceae. The coding region runs from base 308 to 769 and encodes 153 amino acids.
CUCUUCUGUCCAUCAUCCAUACAGUGACAUAACUACACCGGCCAUUUGUGCCAAUAGACACCAUCACAAUCAACACACACGCAAAAACCGACGCUACAGUUAAGAAUAACUACCUAACAGAGCUUCCACUCGGUUGCCAAGACAAACGGUAUCUACCUCUAUUUGCAUCAACCUCACGCAUCAUUCAUCAAGGCCGUUGAAAGAACAAACGGGUAUCAAAAUCGAUCCCGAGCAAAAGACAAUUCAAGGAAGUUUCUUCCCACCUUCCCAACCGACUACAAUACCAAAACACCAAACAGUACCUUCAAUGGAAGACCAAGUCUACUACCACAUGAUGAUGUCCGACCUCGAGCGUCGCAAGCGGACUCAGAACCAUCAUACACCCGAGAUUUCCCCCCCUACCCAUCCUCCCCGACAACAACAGCAACAACAACGACAACAACAGCAACAACCGCACCACUGGCAUCAUCCCUCUUACUUUGAUCUGUACCACCACCAACACCACGAGGACGACCACCACACUCUUCUUCUUCAGAAAACCGGAACAACAACACGAAGAUUGGGGACGACAACAGCUAUUUCUUCGGCUGCUUCGUCGCCUACUUCGGAGACUAGGCCAUCGAGUCCAUUGCUGUCGGGGUUGAGGAGUGCGGUUCUGGCGGGGUUGGAUGUUUUGCAUUUGAAUCAUCCUUAUCCUCACGGAAGUGAUGGGAAUGGGAGUGGUAUUGAGAGCAGGAGGAACUCGUCGGGGAGUCAAGGCGGGCAUUGAUUGGUUGAUGAUGGGUAAGAGAGAAGGAGAAGGAGGAUGGAUGAUU